Molecule: messenger RNA, 2120 nt
Organism: Heterobilharzia americana
Lineage: Eukaryota; Metazoa; Platyhelminthes; Trematoda; Strigeidida; Schistosomatidae
Source: the annotation of a GenBank genome assembly
AUAGUAACUCAUAAGUGGCUUUUGUAAAAUUCAUAGUAAUGGCUGAAGUUGCCAUCAUUCAGCAAUUACAGGAUGAAAUAUACUCAGCUGAUAACCAAGAAGAUGUGAAAAAUGAACCGACAACAAUACCAGCUCCAAGUGAUCCAAUCAAUCAAAAACAACACGCUCUUCCAUCAUUUGUUGAAUUAUCUGGUCAUAUGGUGAAGGAAAGAGUUGAAGAGCAUGCAUCAGAUUACAGAAUUAUGCGUCGGAUCAUAGCUGAAGAUCCAAGCUACAAUUUAACUACUGUACCAUCAUUAGUCGAUUUAUGCAUAAAACACUUUUCAGACAACUUUGAAUACAAUCCGGUAUCAAUGAAAUAUUUGAAUGAACAACAAAAACGCCGUGUAUUGGAUUCCCUAUCGCCUAGUCUACCAUUAAAGGUUACAUCACAUAUGAUUGGUGAAGAUUCGUAUUGGACACGUUGUUGUCAUGCAAAAUGGUCAGUUAUUGAUAUAUCACGUUAUGAAGGAUCUUGGAAACGUGCAUUUUUUGAACGUUUAUUAGAAGAAAUCAUUGAAAAUUUUAUACCUGGAACAACAUAUACACCACAUUUACAUGAAUGUAUUGAUUAUGCUGCACCAUAUGUCUACUGUUUAAAUAUUCGACAACUUUUACCACCAUUAAAACAAAAAUAUAAUAAAAGGAACUCAGAUGGGGAAUCAGGGACAGAAAGUGAAUCAGAAAGUCUCACUUCAUUACAACAAAUGGAUCAUUUAGAUCUUGGCCCAGUUUUGAAAAAAUUAUCAAAUUUACACGAAUUAAGUUUAUCCUAUAUGGUAAAAGAUUGUGGCAUGAAUUUUGAAUGGUCAUUAUUUCAAUUUACAACACGGGAUUGUUUAAAUCUCUCCACCGCUGUUCAACAACAUAAACAUUUGAAGGUGUUAAAUCUGACAAAUAGCCAUGUUAAUUCUGAACAAUGUCGUAUUCUAGCCACUCACCUGCAACAUCAUCCAACAUUGGAAUGUUUAGAUUUAUCGCAUAAUUCCAUUGGUUAUCGGGGUACACGUGCAUUGAGUAAACUAAUCACUGGUAAAAGUUGUAUCAAUUCACUGAAUUUAACUAAUAAUCGAUUAAAGUCAACUAGUGGAUUAGCCUUAGCCUAUGCCCUCUCUCGAUCAGAAUGUUUACUGAUAAAGUUAAAUCUACGCAUGAAUAGAAUACAAGAUGAUGGUGGAGUAGCUUUGGCAAAGGCGUUAAUUCAUAAUUCAAUAUUGAAGCAGUUAAAUUUAGCUGUAAAUGAUUUACAUGAAGAUACAGCUGGUUAUUUUGCACAUGUACUAGCACAAAAUAGUACAUUGACUCAUUUAGAUUUGUCAAAUAAUCAAAUAGGUGUGGUUGGCAGUAAGAAACUCCAAGAUGGAAUGGAUAGCAAUACAAGCUUAAUUUACUUAGAUCUACGCUUCACUGGAAGUAGCCAAGAGGCAGAAUAUGCAAUAAGUCAAAGGAUUGAAAUGAAUCAUGACAAAAUUCGAAGAUUAUCAAAUGAUAUCUCAGAGGUCAAUCUCUAUGCCUCAGGUUGGGUUACAAGUGUGGCAAGACAACAAAUGCAUCGUUCAGAAUAUUCUAAUGACUGGUUAUCAUUGAAGGCAUUGAAGAUAUAGAAGCAUGAGGAAGAAGAAGAAGUGAAAGAUGACGAUGACGAUGAAGAAGUAUCAAAUUUUCCAAGCAUUCUUUCCCUCCUCCCCAUCGUAAUUAUUAUCUUCAAAUCCUACAAAUAAAUAAUCUUCUAAAAGAAACUGAAUUACUCCCCAAAGAGCUGAUCUUCUUUUUCUUAAAUAGUUUCGUUCCAUCUUCAGAGCUAUUUUUUACUUUAAAAGUGUAAUAUAUCGUCGCUCAUAUCAUUUGAAGAUGACUUACUAUUGAAGAAGCCAUCCAGGUGUUUACCGUAAACUGAACAAAAUGACAAAUUAACAUAUGGAGUAUUUAUUAUCUAUUUAAAUGUGAAAUAAUCAGUUUAUACAAUAAUGAAUAAACUGUUUUCAUUGAAACAGUAUUGUUAUCCCGAUGCAUUUAAAUAUAUGCAUCAUUCUCUUUACAAAUAAUUUCUAUCAUAGAGAAAAAUCAAAUUACUGAGCAUC